Molecule: messenger RNA, 3055 nt
Organism: Nicotiana attenuata
Lineage: Eukaryota; Viridiplantae; Streptophyta; Magnoliopsida; Solanales; Solanaceae
Product: homeobox protein ATH1
Exons: 5
Coding region: 1108-2802 (564 amino acids)
Biological process (GO): regulation of transcription by RNA polymerase II
Molecular function (GO): RNA polymerase II cis-regulatory region sequence-specific DNA binding; DNA-binding transcription factor activity, RNA polymerase II-specific
Source: RefSeq, a predicted model, not a curated record
CUGCUUGCCUUUUCACACACUCACUAGUCAGUCCUUGUUUAUUGAUAUUCUAUUCUAGGUUUGCAUAUAUACAAGUAAGUGUGCAUGAAAAUAUGAUUGAUUUUCGUUUGUUUUACUCAUGUGUGGCUCUUCUCUCCCUAUAUCUUUUCAUAAUGGGUCCAUAAAUCCAUACUCAUAAUUCAUCUCCCUUUCUGCAAAACAAAGAAGCCCAUUUUUGGCUUUUAUUAAUACUUCUCUCACUCUCAUACACAUACACACACAAACUCUCUCUCUCUUUGAUUGUUAAUGAAUGUCCAUUGGGUUCAAACCUGUGGAUAAUAACCCAAAAAAGAGACUCUUUUUAUAUUUUAAACAAUUUUUGUGUGAGUGUGUGUUAAGAUUAUGAUUCUUUCAUGGGGUCUGAGGGAUUCUGAAUUUUCUGAGUUUUCUUGGGUGUUGGGUUCUGAGUAAAAAUCUUGCUUUUCUUCCUCAUGCAAGCAAAACAUCUUUACUUUUUGUAUUGUCUUUUUACUCUUUUUUUUUUUUUUCUUUGUAGUUUUUGAGGGGUGGUUGUGGGGUUGAUAUAGUACACUACUAGUCCUACCUUACAUUUUUUUAUUUUAUUUUUACAUUGUUCUUUAUUGUUAAAAAGGAAAAAAGAGGUCCUCUUUUAGGACUGUUUGCUGGCCUUUGAUUAACAUUGUUUGGGGUAGAAAGGGGUAAAAACCAAUGAUUUGUUUAAAGUUUUCUCCACAUUUGGCAUUUUUUAAGAGAACUUAAAUAGUUGGAACAUAUAAAGGAUCCAUCUUUUUGUAUGAGACAGAUAAUCUUGAAAUGCCAUUAUUAAUUUAAAUAGGAAAUUCCAACAAAAAAAAAAUUGCAUAGAGGAAGCUGCAGUUGUGGAAGUUUGGCACAAGUUCUCAAAGUUGGUUACUUAUCAUCUUUCUCUCCUACUGGCACUUGUGUUCAGCAAAAAGUAUAGAGCUGUGAACUGUUAGUGAUCUAUCAAAGUUAAAUUUGUCGUGGAAGAACCUUUAAAGUGUCAGCAGCUAUUCUUAGCACGAUCACUUCAGGUCGUUGUUCCAUAGUAAAAGCUGAAGUAAUGUUGAACUUGAUUUGCCACUAGAAAUGGCGGAACCUUAUCCUAUUAUAGACGAAAAUUUUCUUCAUACAACCAGUAUCCCCAUUAUUUUCCCUGAUAGAGUUGGUCUGAACAAUCAAAAUCACGUUAUGGACGGACAAAACCACAUCAUGGAUGGACAUGAAAUUCCUAUUCCUUUUAUGCUGCAAGGAGAAGCCAUAAACAGUUCUCAAGAUUUUCUAAGUCUACCAAAUUUUCCUCGAGCUGUUGACCCCGGAGCAAUCCACAGUGUUCUGCCAAUGAGAAACAGAACAAAGGAGUUUUCGCUGAGUACUUCAUAUCCAAUCAGUAAUGCUUACACAGAGGAUCAGUAUAUGGAGGGAAUACCUAUUUCUGCUGUGUCUCUUGCAAAUCUUUUGGCUACAAGGAACGCUAUGCCCGAGAAUCAUGAAAAUUUAGCGCCAUUGGCUCCCUUAUCACAUCCUGUAGAAGGCCAUAAAACUGAUGUUCUAGACUAUCCUACCAUGUUAAAUCACUCGUUUGGAUCCUAUAGAAACUAUGAGUUUGAUGGUGUCCCGGAAAUUGCCGGGACAGUUGCAGGACGAACAGGAUCCCAACCUUUCCAAUUAACUCAUGAGAAUGUGAAUUCAAACACAUGGUUCUCAUCAGAAACUGCUAGUAUGAGUUCCGACAGUCCCUCUGGAUCCUCCUCCAGAUUUAGCAAUGAGCUUUCUUUAAGUCUCAUAUCAACACAAUCUGCUGUUGCAUGUGGGACUUCUAUCCGCGACCAAUGCUCGGAUAUAAGCUGCUCCGGCGUCACCAACCAUGCUUUCUCUCAAAGACGGUUUGACUCAGAGCUAACAUCUUGCAACAGCAGAAAUCUGUCUUUAAAUUUUGGCUCAUACAAACCAGUCCACCUUUCGCAAUUCUUAACCGGAUCAAGAUAUCUUCGCAUGAUGCAAGAAAUACUAUCUGAAAUGGCUCAUUUAUCACUUCAAAAUCAUAACUUGGUAGGCUAUCGAGGAAAUGGGACAGAAUAUGGUGCUAACACGUCUUUUACUUUGAGUUCUGAUGAUUUGCCUGAUGAAGACUGUAGAAUCAUUUGUGAAAUGGAUUCUGAAGCAAAGAAAAAACAUCUGGUGGCUUUGUUGCAAGUGGUUGAUGAUCAAUACAACCAAUGCUUGGAUGAGAUUCAUAUGGUGAUAUCCGCGUUUCAUGCUGUGACCGAGUUGGAUCCUAGCAUACAUGCUCGUUUCGCCCUUCAAACUAUUUCCUCCUUGUACAAAAACCUGAGGGAGAGAAUCAGCAAUUACAUACUCGCAAUGGGAGAACAUUUUAAUAGAGGAGGAGAAAAGGGAGUAGAGAAAUCAUUUGAAACAUCGUUCAUUCAAAAGCAAUGGGCACUACAGCAACUAAAAAGGAAAGAUCAUCAGUUAUGGAGACCACAGAGAGGCUUGCCUGAAAGAUCUGUCUCAGUUUUGAGAGCAUGGAUGUUUCAAAACUUUCUUCACCCAUAUCCAAAGGAUGCAGAGAAGCAAUUGCUAGCAGUAAAAAGUGGAUUGACAAGGAGCCAGGUAUCUAAUUGGUUUAUAAAUGCUCGAGUUCGUCUCUGGAAACCAAUGAUAGAAGAAAUGUAUGCUGAGAUGAAUAGAAGGAAAAUUCGUACUGGAAAUCAUGAAGAUGAAACCAACAAUCGAAGAAAUCACAAAAUUAUUGACAAUCGUUUAUUUACUAUGAAGUGACAUUAUUAAUAAAUAUAUAUAUAUAUAUAUAAGUUAAUAUAUACUAGUACUAGUUUAGUCGAGUUAUAUCUUCAUAAUCUAAUAGUAGAGAAGAUAAUUUGCACAAAAAUUGCGCAAUUGUACAUCUGCUGUAUCUAAGACUACAUUUUGUAUGCUAUGCUAAAUAUGCUUUUAUAUUUAUAGUAUUCAUAACUCUUCCCUACGUGUUAUGGGUGCCUAAAACUGCUUGUUUUGGCAUUCAAAUUCAAAUUCA